AUGGCCUGCAUCGGUGCUGAGAGUGCCUGCGUGGACGUCGAUGCUCUGUUCGCGAGCUGCUGGGAGCAGAACGACUCCCUCACUCGCUUCUUCUGCAGCAUGAUUGCAGCUCCACGCCUGGCCGUCUCCAGUUGGAUCAGGCCAUGCGAGCAAGCAGCAGCGGAGGUGCAGUCCGUACCCGUUCUCCCUGUUGUCGCUCUUCUGGAAGAAGCUGUGUCAGCGGAUACGGAAUCCGUCCACCAUUCCACUGAGGCUGGCAAGGCGGAUGCUGCAACUGUGACUGCUGCCGUUCCGUCUGAGGAAGCUGAGGAAAUAAAGAAACCGUUGGAAUUGAAGAAGAAAGUGUCUUCAUUCCUGGAGCUGCUGGCUCAAGAAGGCUCACUUGCCUCACCCACGGUUAAGGCUGUUGCUUCCUCAGCCAAGGUUGCAGCCUGGUUGGGUGUGGAAUCUGGAUCAGAGCAGGGUGGGAAGGUGGGAGCAGAGGCGAGCAGCGGGUGGUGCAGCUUGAGUCGCAGUGAGAGCAGCUGCAGCAGCCACAGUGCGUGUCUCAUCCACCUCUCCUCGGACUCCUCCUCCUGCUCCUCCUCCGCUCACAGCCUCUGCAGCAGCCCCACUGGCUUGACGGAGGAGGUAGCUGGUGUGAAGAGGGGGAUUGGUCGCGGCGUUUCCAGCAUUGGGAAAGGAUGCUCUCUGUCCACUGCGUACCAUUUCACUGAGCUCUUGGCAGCUGAAAAAAAAUCAGUGAAGAGUAGGAUCGGUAAGGGUCCUUUCUGCAGUGGGAAGGACUGGAGCAUGGAGGUGAAGGGGUUUGGGAAGGCGGAGCAAGGACAGACGGUCUCAAACCUUUUGUAUGGGUAUGACGAUGAGGAGGAAGAGGAGGAGGAUGGUAGCAGCAGAGAAAGGUCCAAGAUCUCUGGGACUGGAACUAUGUGCUACAUGAAUCAGCUGUACAUGGAUGAGGAAGAGGAGGAGGAGAGGGAGGCGUUGGCAGCAUCAGGCAUCUCAGUUGGCAUCGGUAGGUUUGGAGCCAGGCGGAGAAUCACCGGCUCUAGCAGCCGGGUCACUCUUAGCAGAAUGAGCGGUGCACUGAGACAAUAUUAG
Closterium sp. Naga37s-1 is the source of this 1101-nucleotide messenger RNA. The record is from the annotation of a GenBank genome assembly. NCBI's taxonomy places the organism in Eukaryota, Viridiplantae, Streptophyta, Zygnematophyceae, Desmidiales, Closteriaceae.